CGGUCGGGCACGUCAGUUAAACCACGCCCAUCAAUGAGAGACGUGUACGAGUACGAGAGGUGUUGCAUUUUGUUUUGAACGGUGUAUGUGUGUAAAUAGGUGUGUGGGUGUAUUUAUUUUCAACUUAAAUGUGUGUGCGUUCGGUUUUUCAUGUGUUUACUGGGGCCAUUAAUAAUCGCAUCUCGAAAUAGUAGUGAUUUAUGUGUUUUAUGGUGUUGAAGAGAAGAAAAACUAAGCUCAUUUUUAUAGCACGAGAAUCAAGGGAAUAAAAUUUAAAGAUUGUUCUUAUACAUCGUUCUGGGCAGCCUGUUUAUAAAGCAGGUGGACGGGUGGAAGAUCUGGUGUGAACCAUGUCCCACCACAGUGAUGACAACAUGCUCAUAGCAACGAGCGACUCCUUUUGGGAACCAGGCAACUACAAACGGACGACAAAGAGGAUAGAAGAUGGCUACAAGCUGUGCAGCGAUCUCAUGGCGCUCAUACAAGAGCGCGCGGACAUUGAAAAGGCAUAUGCCAAGAGUCUCAAAGGCUGGGCGAAAAAGUGGAAUGAUAUUAUUGAAAAAGGUCCUGAGUACGGAACAACGGAGGCGGGCUGGAAAGGCGUCCUAGUGGAGGCGGACAGGAUGUGUGACCUGCACCUCCGCGUCAAAGACAACCUCAGCAACGACGUCAUACAGCAAGUGAAGACGUGGCAGAAAGAUACGUACCACAAGUCAAUGAUCCAGAUAAAAGAACGCAAGGAAAUGGAAGAUUCAUUCAAGAAAGCUCAAAAGCCCUGGUCGAAGCUUCUAUCCAAGGUGAACAAAGCAAAAGUUGACUACCACACCGCGUGCAAGACUGAGAGAUCCGCUUCCAACCAGGAACGCAACGCGUCUGCGGACAGUUCGCUAUCGCCCGACCAGAAAGCAGCCUUGGUGAAGAAGAUGCAGGACCGGGUGCAGAAGUCGAAGGAGGACGUGCAGAAGGCGAAGGAGAAGUACGAGGCGGCCCUCAACGAGAUCAACGGCUACAACCCCAAGUACAUGGAGGACAUGACGGAGGUGUUCAACAGGUGCCAGGACAUGGAGGCCCAGAGGCUACAGUUCUUCAAGAGCGUCAUGUUCGACAUCCACAAGUGUCUCAACAUCUCCCAGGACCCUGCCUUACCACAGAUCUACGAAGAGUUCUACCACACGGUGAACAACGCUGAUCACGAGAAGGAUCUGAAGUGGUGGUCCAACACGCACGGAGUCAACAUGGCGAUGAACUGGCCCUACUUCGAGGAGUACACGGAAGAAUUCCGCGACAUUGCAAAGGGCAAGUCGAAGGAAGCCAUCCCUGGUAUCAUGCUGAUCAACCAACGCCCUGUCGGAGAGGACUUGCAUGAGUUCCCGCCGGUGAACAGCAAGGUGCCGCGGGGCAAGCAGGCCGCCUCCCGGGUCAUCCCCACGGACGUGACGGAGGGCAGGCCGGACCAGGCCCACUCCGGCAAGGGCAAGGAGAAGUCCGAGGCGGGCAACAGGACCUCCACCAUCACGAACGGCACGAGGUCGGAAGCCAACCCCUUCGACGAGGAGGAGUGGGACGAGGAGGGCGGGGAGGCGCUGGUGGACACGGGCGAGCCGGGCGUCCCGGUCAAGGCGCUCUACGACUACGAGGGCGCCGAGUCGGACGAGCUCAGCUUCAAGCAAGGUGAUGUGUUCGAGAAGCUGGAGGACGAGGACGAGCAGGGCUGGUGCAAGGGCAGGAAGGACGGCCGCGUGGGCCUCUACCCCGCCAACUACGUGGAGCUGGUGUCGCAGUAGUGCCCUCCGUCCCCCUCGCUCCGACACACCACGAUCACGCAGUGCUUCCUUUCGCCACGCCGCGCCGCGACGCAGCUGUCUUUGGAACCUCCUCCAGCCGGCUUCCGCAGGAUCUCGCUACAAUGCCCCGCGUGCCUCACGUUCUCAUCACGCACCAGGUGCAUUGAAACGAGAUUCCGCUGUUACUAGAAUGUUUUACUACACUUUUAUUUUUUUUUCCACCUAGAUCCAAUCACUAUAGUUCAUCUUUUAUUCAGGACACAGAGUUGGUAUUUCAAAGAUAGCUUGUCGCCAUUUUCAAGUGAAAAUUGUUUCAGCACUCCUUACAGAAUCAGGACACUCGUACUGCCUUUACGAGUGCUACAGUUUAUAAGUGGUACUGUCUCGUUAAGUGCUAUGUUUACAGUGUAUGUUGUAAUAUACUGUGUAUUAAAGCUAAGACUAAAAAAAAAAAA
Bacillus rossius redtenbacheri is the source of this 2239-nucleotide messenger RNA. It is a transcript of the gene Synd, whose product is annotated as protein kinase C and casein kinase substrate in neurons protein 1. Gene Ontology annotation, cellular component: cytoplasm; plasma membrane; endosome. Gene Ontology annotation, biological process: regulation of endocytosis; cytoskeleton organization; plasma membrane tubulation. The coding region runs from base 351 to 1784 and encodes 477 amino acids. The record is from RefSeq and is a predicted model, not a curated record. NCBI's taxonomy places the organism in Eukaryota, Metazoa, Arthropoda, Insecta, Phasmatodea, Bacillidae. Gene Ontology annotation, molecular function: protein binding; phospholipid binding. The transcript has 12 exons.